UUCGGGAAGCGCAGGCAGGAGGUCGAGCGUAGGCCUCUCUGGCCCGUUGCUAAGGGCGACAGGGGCGCUGGGGUCCAGCUGUGAUGGCGGAGACGGGCCCCGCGGGGGGCUCCGCAGCCUCGGCCAAGGCGCUGGUCCCUGUCCAGGCCGAAGCAGGCGCGGUGGUCGUGGCGACGGAGGCUGAGCAGGGGCCCCUCCAACGACGCAAGAGGGUCCUGGAUGAAGACAGCUACAUCCAGAGCCUGGAGAAAAUCAUCCAAAGGGAUUUCUUUCCUGACGUUGAAAAACUGCGUGCUCAGAAGGAGUAUCUGGAGGCGGAAGAAAGUGGAGACUUGGAGAAAAUGAGACAGAUUGCCAUCAAGUUUGGCUCCUCCCUGGGCAGGUCAUCCAGAGACACUCCUGCACCAUAUGUUACACCAGCCACAUUUGAAACGCCCGAGGUUCAUCCUGGUGCAUCCUCCUUAUUGAACAAACAGAAGCCUUCACUGAAGACUCCAGAUGAAGAAGAAACAGAGGACAAAGAGAGCAGAGAUGCUCUCCCCUGCCUGGACAGCUUCUUGGCCAAGCACACCAGUGAGGAUAAUGCUUCGUUUGAGCAAAUCAUGGAAACAGCCGAAGAAAAGGAGAAAGCCCGACACUCGUGGCUCUAUGAAGCAGAGGAAGAGUUUGCCCAGCGUCACCAGGAGCAGCUGGCUCUUCCAUCGGCUGCAGAGCAACAGGCCCUCGGGAGCGGGAAAGCCGGCGUGGAGACGUGGGAAUAUAAGGCGAAGAAUUCCCUGAUGUAUUACCCUCCAGGCGUCCCCGAUGAAGAGGAGAUGUUUAAAAAGCCCCGGGAAGUCGUCCACCGGAACACCCGCUUCCUGAAGGAUCCGUUCAGCCAGGCCGUGAGCAAAUCCCAGCUCCAGCAGGCAGCGGCGCUCAAUGCUCAGUACAAACAGGGCAAAGUAGGGCCGGAUGGGAAGGAGCUCAUUCCACAAGAAUCUCCAAAGGUUAACGGAUAUGGAUUUGUGGCUACACCCUCGCCUGCUCCUGGUGUGAAUGAAUCGCCUCUGAUGACGUGGGGUGAGAUAGAAAGCACCCCUUUGCGACUGGAAGGCUCAGAUACGCCAUAUGUGGACAGGACUCCUGGACCGGCCUUCAAGAUCCUGGAGCCCGGCCGCAGAGAGAGGCUUGGGCUGAAGAUGGCCAACGAGGCAGCUGCCAAAAACCGAGCAAAAAAGCAGGAAGCUUUAAGGAGAGUUACGGAAAAUCUUGCCAGCCUGACUCCCAAAGGACUGAGCCCAGUCAUGUCUCCAGCCCUGCAGCGCUUAGUAAACAGGACUGCCAGCAAAUAUACCGACAAGGCUCUGCGAGCCAGCUACACCCCGUCCCCUGCACACCUUGGCACGCCCGGCUACAAGACCCCGGCAGGUGGGCCCCAGACGCCCACCACCACCACCCCGACUCCCCGGACGGUAUCUCAGACUCCAGUAACCCAGGAUCCCGCUUCAAUUACGGACAAUCUCCUGCAGCUCCCGAAAAGGCGCAAAGCAUCAGACUUUUUCUGAGGGACGCUCUUUAUUUCUCGGUUCCCUGCAUAGCUGAAUAUAUGCCGGGCUUUGUGGUGAAGCCCGAACAGUACUGGUGGCAAGCGGCGGGAGGCCCUGAUACUUUGCUCCAGCGCUCUCAAGAUGCAAGAGCGGAAUUAAGCCUGUGACCGUUCAGCUGGGCAGGAAAACGUCCUCUUGUGCUGCUUUGCACCAA
Molecule: messenger RNA, 1743 nt
Organism: Gekko japonicus
Lineage: Eukaryota; Metazoa; Chordata; Lepidosauria; Squamata; Gekkonidae
Gene: ESS2
Product: DiGeorge syndrome critical region gene 14
Exons: 10
Coding region: 84-1547 (487 amino acids)
Cellular component (GO): catalytic step 2 spliceosome
Source: RefSeq, a predicted model, not a curated record